AUGGAAGGUGAGAGUUCCCAGUGCGAGGCAGAUUCCAGUUGUUCUCAUUCCCAGCUCGGUUAAUCGUUCAAUGGGAACAAAUUGAAAAUUGUUGAUUUUGAAGGUGAAAUGACGUGUGAUCAAAAUCCAGGCGUGAUAGUCGUCAAAUUCGAGGGCCGCGAUUAUCGGCACUAUCAGAGGCGGAAAGAAAGAAGCUGCCAAAAAAGGAUAGCUCCGCAGGUUUUGCAAAAAAGAGACCUUUCAGACUUUUUAUGGUUUCAGAGUGUCGAAGAUCGUCGGAAGGAAAACGCGAAGAAUUCGCGGGCCUAUACGACACGAAAUAAAAUGGAAAUCGAUGCGUGCCGCUCAAGGAUGCCGAUAUUGGAGUCGGAAUAUAAAGGAAUCGAGGAAUUCCUUGUGGCCGUCUUCACGGACAGCGAUGUUGGUUUUCAGGAGUUAAAGAAUUUUUUACCUAUGUUUUAAAGGCGCAGAAGACCUUUGUGCUUAA
Caenorhabditis auriculariae is the source of this 487-nucleotide messenger RNA. Lineage: Eukaryota; Metazoa; Nematoda; Chromadorea; Rhabditida; Rhabditidae. The record is from the annotation of a GenBank genome assembly.